Molecule: messenger RNA, 1418 nt
Organism: Camelina sativa (false flax)
Lineage: Eukaryota; Viridiplantae; Streptophyta; Magnoliopsida; Brassicales; Brassicaceae
Source: RefSeq, a predicted model, not a curated record
GCUCUGCCCACAAAUCACACAAUCAAACAAACCGACUUCUCGUCUUCUCAUGCCUCUCCCUCCUAAAAAAAAACCCUAAUUUUUAUCUGCACUCAUCAUGGACAAGAUUCAUCAACCACCACCACCGCCGAUGGCGACGAAGGUAUGGAGGACCAACGUCGAUAAGGAGAUGGAUCGUAUGAAGACCUGUCUCGAGACGUUCCCACUCAUCGCAUUCGACACAGAGUACCCUGGCAUUGUUUUCCGGACUUUCAUCGAUUCAUCCAACGAAGAAUGGUACGUAGCCUUGAAAGGUAACGUCGAGAACACGAAGCUGAUCCAGUGUGGUUUCACUCUUUUCAACGCCAAGGGAGAGAUCGGUGGCACUUGGGAGUUUAACUUCUCCAAUUUCGGCGAUCCAUCCGACACACGCAACGAGGUUUCGAUCGAGUUCUUGAGGAGACACGGUCUUGAUUUGCAAAAGAUUCGAGACCACGGUAUUGAUAUGUACGGCUACGGAUUCUUCCCCAAGCUUAUCGCCAUGUUUCAAUCCCAGGAACACGUUGAGUUCAUCACGUUUCAAGGAGCUUACGAUUUCGCCUACUUCCUCUGUAUCCUCAACAACGGCAAACUACCUGACACUCGCGGAGAGUUUGCAUCGGAGAUUGUGAAGGUCUUUGGUCAGGUUUAUGACACUAAGGUCAUGGCUGGAUACUGCGAAGGGCUCGGUGACCACCUGGGGCUAAGUAAAUUGGCUCAGCUACUCGACAUCACUCGUGUGGGAAGAGCACAUCACGCUGGUUCCGACAGCUUAAUGACUGCACUUGUCUUCACCAAGCUCAAACAAGUCUAUGAAGAGUCCAUGUAUGCUAGAGGAUUGAUCUACGGUACUGGAAAGAGAAUGCUCCAAACCUCCCCUGCCCCUGCCCCUGCCCCUCCUGCCCCUGCGCCGGCGUCCCUUAUUCCUUUUAUGUGUCACCAGAAUCUAGCUUCAUAUCCUAUGUUCCAUGAUGGUUAUGUCUCAAACUACGAUGUACCUUCGCAUUGCUUCAUCGAUGAAUGUGGUCAAACAUGGUUACUCAACCAGAUUGGUGUGUAUGUGCCGCUUAACUAUCAUCCACUUUCAAGCACAGUUACAUACCCGUCUCAGACAGCACCUGCAGUUGAGUACCUUGGACCGCUUCCGAAUUAUUACAAUAAGAAUGCUUGCUACGUAGUUGAGUAGAUUGAGUUUUCCUGCUUUAGGAUGAUUAGAUGCAUUUGACAUUUUUCUUUUUCUUUUUUGGCUUUUCGUAGUAGUAAUGAAGGAUUUAUUUUAUAUAUUUAUCGAUUGUUUACAUGGCUUACUCUAUCAGCUGAGUAAUGCCUGUCUGCAAUUCGUGAUAUAUAAAAGACCAAACUAUUUUACAUAUCUUUCUUCCAUCUUGAAUUUUCUUUCA